Messenger RNA from Impatiens glandulifera, 1798 nucleotides. RefSeq names its product putative transcription factor bHLH041. The transcript has 7 exons. The record is from RefSeq and is a predicted model, not a curated record. Gene Ontology annotation, molecular function: protein dimerization activity. The coding region runs from base 61 to 1572 and encodes 503 amino acids. NCBI's taxonomy places the organism in Eukaryota, Viridiplantae, Streptophyta, Magnoliopsida, Ericales, Balsaminaceae.
CCCAUGGCUACCUCAUCAUGAUCUUCUUCUUGAUGAUCAGAUAUCAACAGUUAUAGAAUCAUGAAUGAUAGAUUAAUGGAGUCUGUCUUCUUACUUGAAGAUGAAGAACGUUCCUUCUUUCUCCAACGCAUUGUCCAAUCAUUUCGAUGCUCCUACAUUUGCCUUUGGUCUUACUUGACCCAUCCCACAACCUCUAAUUGUUUGAUCUGCAUGGAUGGUUUCUACAAUAUUCAAGAACAAAGUGUGAAUUCAUUGGCGUAUGCUGCUUUCAAUGAAUAUCGAAAAUCAAUGUUUGUCAUUGAUCAAGAGAAUCAUCAGCAUGUUCCUGGAUUAGCUUUCAAAAAUGAACUUCCUUAUUUGGAGUUGAAAGAGUUGGACCUGCAAAGACUUGCAUCAAAUCAAACACAAUUAUACUUCUACCAGACUGUGAUGUUCAUGGGAUGCAGAAAAGGCGAGAUUGAGCUAGGCAUGCACACUCAAACUCAAGCUCUGGUAAACUUAGAAAUGGAGAUGAAGAAUUGGUUUCCAUCAGAUUUGUUUCCUUCUUCGUCUUCUUCAUCAUUGAGAUCACUCUCAAUGGACAGCCCCGACAUUAAUAUUCCUGUUGGCGAGGAGCCGAAGCUUAAUAUUGCAGCUCCUCGUCAAAACCCACUACAAUUAUCAUAUAAUUCCUCCCCGGCUGCUAUAAUCCGCCCAUUACAAUAUCCAGGGCCUGAAACCGAGCACACAGCCAUAACUGAGGCAAUUCUCGCUGUCCUUUCUUUCCCUUCUUCAUCUUCAUCUUCUUCUUCUUCUCUAGCAUUAUCAUACGGUCAGUUACCAACCCAUCAUCAAAUCAGCAGCAGAAGAAAAGCAAGUCCAAGUGCCUUCAAGUGUUACAGAUUGAAAAAUUUAACUAAUUCUACAUCGGGAAGACAGCAGCAGGAUAUGCUAAAGCGAUCAAUCAAUAUAUGUAGAACGUUGAAUCUAGCACGUAUUCAAGAACAAGUAUUGCAUGCAGGCAGAGCUCCCACAAAUUCUCAGUUGCAACAUAUGAUAUCAGAAAGGAAAAGAAGAGACAAACUCAAUCAAAGCUUUCAAACACUUAAAUCAUUACUCCCUCAUGCUGCAAAGAAAGACAAGACUUCAAUUCUUUCAACAACCAUAGAACACAUUGCUUUAUUGAAAUCACAACUUUCGGAUUUGACAAGAAGUAAUCAAGAUUUGAUGGCAAAGCUAGUGGAUAAACCACAAUCAACCUCCGACGAAAUUAGCAUCUUAACGAAUCAUGAACGAGUAGAUGUUCGUAUCUCACACAUAGCUACAUCAACGUCACAUGCACGAGUUGUGGAUUUGCAUGUGCUUUUUAGAGGAAAUAUUAGCCUCAUGGAUGCAGUGAUUUGUUUGCUUGAGUUCUUGAAACGAGUUAGAAAUGUGAAUUUGACAUCUUUGAACACGAAAAUAUUGACAGUUGAAUCACAACACAUAAGUACAAUCACGAUGAGAUUAAACAUUAGUGAUGAGGAUGGUGAAUGGGACGAGGGUUCAUUCCAAGAAGCUGUAAAGAGGUUGGUGAGUGAUCUGGCACAGUGAUUGGACAAUUUGGACCAGUGAAGACCAUACACGUGUCAUUUGGAGUUGAACUUUCUCUAGUCAACAUAAAUUGAUUUUUGAUUUUUUCUUAGUGGGGACAGUAAUCGGUGGAAGGAAAACUCUUUGAAAUUUCUGUAUAAUUAGCUUAGAAAAUAUGGACAAUGAUUUUUUUAUAAUUUAAUUUUUCGAUGUGAAAAAUUAAACAAUAUUUGUUUUGUUGAUUCAA